GUGUAGAGCAACAGUUCACUCGUCCGCUCGUAGAGUGUCACUGCUCUAGAGCUCUGGCAGGCAGUGCAGGCACCUUUACUUUACUACCUUCAAAGCAUUCAAAAACCUCCACUCAUACGGGCUGCUUCUACAGGAUGAGCACUUAUCCACAUUUCCUCUGGACAACUUAAGACCUUUGCUAUUUCAAGAAAAAAGAGUGAGGCAACUUCACUUCAAGUCACUGGCUGAACGGAUACUCUUGCUCCAAACCUGUAGGUGCUGUUGGACAUAUCCAUGACACUUGCUGCUGCCGCUGCUGGAGAAGCCUGUUCCUUGAGAAGCCCAUCCCUUGAGACAAAUGAUGGCGAAGUGAAAGGGAAUCACUGGCGUUCCUUUCUGUUCAAGGUCUGGACACACGACGGCAAGCUUGAAUACGAACCUGCAUUGAAUUAAAACUCAACGUAUGACCUUCUGGCAGAGAUAAACAUCCGAGGGAGAAAUGCAUAUAAGGAAUGUGAUGUUUCUCCUCGCCAGUGCUUGUCCGGCAUCCUAACCCUGAGUCGUUUCUCGGACUCUAAGCUCCUAAUGAUCAGCAUGCUACACAAUCAAAUUUCUUCAAACAUGACCACCGAACCAGCAGAGGAAGCUCCAUAUCACCAUGCCUAUGGUCCAGGGAUCCUGCUCCCUGUGGUGAUCAUCCUCCUGAUGAUCAUUGUGGGCAACUUGCUGGUCAUCAUUGCUAUCGCACGGACUUCCCAGCUCCAGACUGUGACCAACAUCUUCAUUAUGUCUCUGGCAUUUGCCGACCUCAUCAUGGGCGUACUGGUGGUGCCACUUAGUGCCACCAUUGCUGUGACCGGCAACUGGCUGCUCGACAAAACGUCCUGCGAUUUGUGGACUUCAGUGGACAUCCUCUGUGUGACGGCGAGCAUAGAAACUCUCUGUGCAAUCGCUGUGGACCGAUACAUCGCGAUCACACGACCUCUGCGCCACAAGGUUCUACUGAACAAGUGCCGUGCCAGGCUGAUCGUCUGUGUGAUUUGGGUGGUCUCUGCCCUCCUGUCCUUUCUCCCCAUCAUGAACCAACUGUGGCGCUCUGAUCAUCCAAAAGUCAAAGAUUGCUACUCUAACGAAAAAUGCUGCGACUUUCUUGUCAAUGAAGUCUUCGCCAUAAUUUCUUCCGUCAUUUCAUUUUACAUCCCGCUGUUCAUUAUGAUAUUUGUCUAUGCCAAGGUCUUCCGUAUUGCAACCAAGCAGAUCAAGCUUAUAGACAAAAGUCGAUCGAGGUUUAAAAAUGAGUGUGCAACCAGCCAGGCACUUCCUCCUGUCCCUGGCAACAACAACCUGCCGUUGUCUUAUAAUAGUGCCGGUGCCCCCGUGGCCAAGCGAAAGAGCUCCCGUCGACGGCCUUCCAAAUUAACAGUUAUAAAGGAGCACAAGGCCUUGAAGACCUUGGGAAUUAUCAUGGGCUGCUUCACACUCUGCUGGCUGCCCUUUUUUGUAGCCAACAUCAUCAAUGCCUUUGAGCCGACAAUAAUAUCACAAGGGACUUUCCUAUUGUUGAACUGGCUGGGCUACUUCAAUUCAGCUCUGAACCCCAUAAUCUACUGUCGAAGUCCAGAGUUCCGUGCUGCAUUCAAGAGCCUCCUGGGCUGUCCAUGGAUGCAACUGCCACGCGUGAACUCCCUCUAUAAGGAGUUCAGGACUCGCUGCCCCUGUUUCCUAGGCACUGCGGAGACAGGCAUGGCUGGAUCUUUCCAGAAAGCUCCCUCAUCCCCAGGAACAAGCCCGGACCCAGUACCAUGGGGAGAUGGGGAGGAAAGCCUAGGAAGCAGCCAGAGCAGUGGCCAGAGCGAGGAGCCAUCACCAGGUCCACCGUACUCCAACGGCAGCACACACUUCAGCGAAUUCUCCGAGACCGGCACAGAGUUCUCCACUUUACAGGAGCAGGAUGACUGAGAAAGCACAGCCUGGCUGAUCCGCAGCGAGAGGAAGACCGACCUGCACUUUCUCACCGGCUGUUCAAGCACUAUCACGAUGUGCACAGAGUCUCCAAACGCCUGUGAUUAAACUGACAAAACAAAAGCAGAUGUUAAACGCUGAUUCCACAGUGGACUAAUAAACACGCGGGAGUGGACGCAGAGUCCGGCCUGCUGUCGCUCUUCGGCUCUUUUAGUCAGGUUCUGCUGAAGAACCCGGAUCGGUCUGGGCCGACUCCUACAGCGCUCUGCUCUUUACCUGAACUGUGUAUUUCUGGAUGAUUCCUUUUCCAAGCUUGGACUUUUGGAGAGCAUCUGGUGGAGCACGCCUGCAAAACUUUGAAAAAAAAAGCACAAUGGAUGUAGCCUCUGGUUUUGAAUCUAAGAAAAGUGGCAGUGGAAAGCAAGUUUUGUACUCCUGUUAAAUUAUUUUCUAUUUAUUUUUUAUUCCUGAAUCUGUGAAUGCAAAACGUAAAAAAAAAAGAAAAAAGAAAAAAAGAAAACAAAGGCUUACGAGAACAAUGCAGGUAUGUUGUGAUGUUGUCCAUGUUCGUACAGAUUAAGCCUCUGUCUGGUGGUGUUGUGUAUAUUUUGGUAGCUGAUACGAUGUUUGCUUUAGUCUCUGAAGCGUUGUCUAUCGUUCAUUUUCAAGACUGUGCCCAAGAUUUCGCCUCCAGUACAUUACAUUUGCAUUACACUACCAUCAUCACCAGCUGGACUUCAGAAACAAGAACUAAAAAAAAACCUAAAAAAAUCACCUCAUUCCCACCUUCUGUUCCAUUUCUUCAUCUUCAGUGCUGCUAAACGUGUAAUUUUUGUACUGAUAUUAUUAUUGCCAUUUCUUCAUUUCUUCGGAUUGACGAGCACUAAUCUGCAACACUUCCAGUGUAUAGGGCACGACGCACAAUGUUGUUCUGUAUGAUGCUUGUAUUUUUUUUAUGUUUUAUCCCCCCUAAAUAAAAGUCACAGGGUAGGACUGUGUCCAGUCACAAUGAUGGGUCAAGAAACACGAAGAACAUUAAGCGAAUUGAAGCGAAUUAAUGACCUUUCCACCAAAGCGAGUCUCAUUAUCAGGUGCAACCGAAGAGGCUUUUUCAUUUUUGCCAGAGAGAGAGAGAGAGAGAGAGAGAGAGAGAGACAGAGAGUAAGAAAAUUGCCAAGUAAUAAGACAAAAUGAUAGUAAUAACGACUGAAACAUCUUCUGUGGAUAUCUCAGGAUAUUUGUUGCGCCCUCCAAUACCAGAUAAUGAGUGAAUGAUUUCUUCUUGUCCAGAGUAAUCACCAGUGUCCCUACUGUUGUUUUUUUUUGUUUGUUUUGUUUUUUAGCUAUGUAUAUAACUCCUUGUUCAAUGUGAUUUUGGUGUAAUAUAAGUGGAGCAGAAAAGAAACUGCAAAAAUAAAUAAAUGCUCAGAAAUAAUAAACAGAAAAAACAAACAGA
This is a messenger RNA of Astyanax mexicanus (Mexican tetra), 3397 nucleotides long. RefSeq names its product adrenoceptor beta 3a (gene adrb3a). The record is from RefSeq and is a predicted model, not a curated record. NCBI's taxonomy places the organism in Eukaryota, Metazoa, Chordata, Actinopteri, Characiformes, Acestrorhamphidae. Gene Ontology annotation, molecular function: beta3-adrenergic receptor activity; norepinephrine binding; epinephrine binding. The coding region runs from base 565 to 1938 and encodes 457 amino acids. Gene Ontology annotation, cellular component: membrane. The transcript has 2 exons. Gene Ontology annotation, biological process: norepinephrine-epinephrine-mediated vasodilation involved in regulation of systemic arterial blood pressure; adenylate cyclase-activating adrenergic receptor signaling pathway.